Molecule: messenger RNA, 1128 nt
Organism: Xenia sp. Carnegie-2017
Lineage: Eukaryota; Metazoa; Cnidaria; Anthozoa; Malacalcyonacea; Xeniidae
Product: protein YIF1B-like
Exons: 9
Coding region: 88-993 (301 amino acids)
Biological process (GO): endoplasmic reticulum to Golgi vesicle-mediated transport
Cellular component (GO): Golgi membrane; endoplasmic reticulum-Golgi intermediate compartment; endoplasmic reticulum membrane
Source: RefSeq, a predicted model, not a curated record
AAAGUGGAAGCACCAAUAGAAGAUACACAUACCUCUGACACAAACAACUUACAAGUGAUAAAUUUCGAGUCUCGAAAGUUCAAAAUCAUGGAUCCUCCUCCUCAAUUUAUGGGCGAUAACUAUUAUGGUGAAACAAGGAGAGCGACACAAAAACGGCCUCGCAGAGGUCCUCAGCAUUCUACUCCACUAUUUGAUGAUACAAGUAAUCAUGGCAUGCCCCAGCAGCCAAUGGGUCAUCAAGGUUUUGAUUCAUCGCAAUUCACUAACGAUCCUAUGACAAACAUGGCAUUUCAAUAUGGCACGACCUUAGCAUUCCAAGGACGAGAAUAUGUUGAUAAAAAUAUUGAUAAGUUUGUGUCGACGUCAAACCUUAAGUACUAUUUUGCUGUUGAUACUAGUUACGUUGGACGUAAGCUUGCUCUUUUGCUCUUUCCAUUUUCACACCAGAACUGGUCAAUAAAAUACAACAAAGCAGAACCAAUUGCUCCACGUUAUGAAGUCAAUGCACCAGAUAUGUAUAUUCCUGUUAUGGCUUUUGUUACUUAUAUUUUGGUUGCUGGUCUAGUCAUGGGUAUACAGGAUAGCUUUUCUCCAGAGCAACUUGGUAUUACAGCAACAUCAGCAUUUCUUUGGUCAUUUGUUGAAGUACUUGCAAUUAUGUUAUCAUUUUAUGUCUGCAGUGUCAUGGCUGAAGUAAAGGCCUUAGACCUUGUUGCUUUUUGUGGAUAUAAAUAUGUUGGCAUAAUCUUAACAUUGCUUUCUGGCUUGUUAUUUAAUUCGACUGGUUACUAUGCAGCAUUGCUUUGGAUGAGUUUAACCACUGGUUUCUUUUUGGUACGAACUCUGCGGUUGAUUAUUUUACCUGAGGCUGACAGCAUUGGACGAGCAAGUAAACGACGAAUAUAUCUUCUUUUGUUUAUUGCUCUUUUACAGCCCCUUCUCAUGUUUAUUUUAACAAGACAUUUGAGACCAAUGUACGUAGAAGUAAACUGAACUAUAAAUAAAUAAGAAAUGUGUACGAAACCAACAAAGACAAUAAGAAUAUUUUACUUUGGUAGAAAUGUAAGUGUACUCGCAUAAUAUGACAGUAUGAUAUAAAUAAACGAGAAUAAGUUUUUCCAGCUCAAA